Podarcis muralis (Common wall lizard) is the source of this 3998-nucleotide messenger RNA. The record is from RefSeq and is a predicted model, not a curated record. Lineage: Eukaryota; Metazoa; Chordata; Lepidosauria; Squamata; Lacertidae.
UCCGGCUGGCCGGGGCCCCCGUGACGCUUCCCGGCGGCGAGAGCGCACCAGGGCUGGCAAGGGAAUGGGAUCCGGCUGGAGGAGGAGGAGGAGAGAGAAGGAGGUGGGGACGGGCGGGAGAGAGAGAGGGAGGCGGCGCCCAGGCGACCGAGUCACGGCUUUAAAUCUUGGACGGGCGAAGCGAGGAAGCUCCCAGCGCUUGGAGGCUGCCGGGUCUCCUCUCUCUCCCCGUCGCCUCCGCCUCUCUCCCGCGCGCUCGCUUCUUCCCGCCGCCUCGGAGGAGCGCUUCUUCGGAGGGGCUGCCUCGCUGGCUCGCCCCCUGACGUGAGGCGAGGCGAGCGGGCAGGGGGCACGGCGCGCCCGCCUUCCAGGGAGCCGAGACCCACGCGCUGCCUUUCUCCUUCCUGGAGGGGACGGACCCACGGACUGACAAGUUGAGGCGACUUUGUCUGUCUUUCCUUCCCUCCCUUCCCUUCUCUCGCCCUCCGUCCGCCGCCGGGCUGCGCAGGGUGGCGCUGCCGGAGCUUCUGGGGCUGCGCCGAAGCCGCUCGCCGCUCUCCGGCGUGUGAGGAGGGAAGGACUCCGGAGGAGGAGGAGGAGGACGCGGGGCGCGCGCAGCUCCCGGCUCGCCCCGAAGGCUUCUGCUGCUGCUGCUGCUGCUGCUCCGGCAGCCCCGACCGGCCGCCGCGAUGGAGGAGAGACGCAAAGGAGACCCCCGGAGGAUGGAGGAUGAGGCGGUCUUGGACAGAGGGGCCUCUUUCCUGAAGCAUGUGUGCGACGACGAGGAGGUGGAAGGUCAUCAUACAGUCUACAUUGGGGUUCACGUGCCUAAGAGUUACCGAAGGCGGAGGCGCCACAGAAGAAAGCCCAAGGAGAAGAAAGAAAAGGAGAAAAUCUCUGAAAACUCGGACAAAUCUGAUGUCGAAAAUGCCGACGAGACAAGCAGCAGCAUCCUCAAGCCACUCAUCUCCCCCGCUGCCGAACGCAUCCGCUUCAUUUUGGGCGAAGACGAUGACAGCCCCGCGCCACCCCAGCUCUUCACGGAACUGGACGAGCUCCUGGCUGUUGAUGGGCAGGAGAUGGAAUGGAAGGAGACCGCAAGGUGGAUAAAGUUUGAGGAGAAAGUGGAACAGGGUGGAGAGAGGUGGAGCAAACCACACGUUGCCACGUUGUCCCUUCACAGCUUGUUUGAGUUGAGGACGUGUAUAGAGAAAGGGUCGAUCAUGUUGGAUCUGGAGGCCUCGUCGCUCCCUCAGGUAGUAGAGAUGGUUGUUGACAACCAGAUCGAGACAGGCCUGUUGAAGCCAGAAAUGAAGGACAAGGUCACUUACACCCUGCUCAGGAAGCAUCGCCACCAGACCAAAAAAUCCAACCUGCGCUCCUUGGCCGACAUCGGGAAGACUGUCUCCAGUGCAAGUAGGAUGUUUACCAACCCAGAUAAUGGCAGCCCAGCCAUGACGCACAGAAACCUGACUUCCUCUAGUUUGAACGACAUCUCUGACAAACCUGACAAAGAGCAGCUGAAGAACAAGUUCAUGAAGAAGUUACCUCGAGACGCCGAGGCCUCCAAUGUCCUGGUGGGAGAAGUCGACUUCCUGGAAGCCCCUUUCAUUGCCUUCGUUCGGCUGCAGCAAGCAGUUAUGCUCGGUGCUCUUACAGAAGUCCCUGUACCUACCCGGUUCCUCUUCAUUUUGCUGGGUCCCAAAGGCAAAGCUAAAUCGUACCAUGAGAUUGGCCGAGCCAUUGCUACCUUGAUGUCUGAUGAGGUGUUCCACGACAUUGCCUACAAAGCCAAAGACAGACAGGACCUGAUCGCUGGGAUCGAUGAGUUCCUGGAUGAAGUCAUUGUGCUCCCCCCGGGGGAGUGGGACCCUGCCAUCAGGAUAGAGCCCCCCAAGUCCCUCCCGUCUUCAGACAAAAGGAAAAACAUGUAUUCGGGUGUGUUCAUUUGGUCCAGAUACGUUUUUUGCUAUGUCUCUCUAAUAUUCGUCUUCAUCUCCUUUUCCCCAAAGCCAACAAGCCCCCACAGAGGCUGGAUCAUCCCGCCAUUUGGCGAGAAUCCCUGGUGGGUGUAUCUGGCAGCAGCCAUCCCUGCAUUGCUGGUGACCAUCCUUAUCUUCAUGGACCAGCAGAUCACAGCUGUUAUUGUCAACCGGAAAGAACACAAACUCAAGAAAGGUGCUGGCUAUCAUCUGGAUCUGUUCUUGGUCGCUGUGCUGAUGAUUAUAUGUUCCUUCAUGGGCCUUCCCUGGUACGUUGCUGCUACGGUCAUCUCCAUCGCGCACAUUGACAGCUUGAAGAUGGAGACGGAGACGUCUGCACCUGGGGAGCAACCCAAGUUCCUGGGAGUCAGGGAGCAGAGAGUGACUGGAGUGAUUGUGUUCAUUCUGACGGGCAUUUCAGUCUUCAUGGCUCCCAUUCUGAAGUUUAUUCCCAUGCCUGUGCUGUAUGGCGUGUUUCUAUAUAUGGGCGUUGCUUCCCUUAAUGGAGUUCAGUUCAUGGACCGCCUGAAGCUGCUCUUGAUGCCUCUGAAGCACCAGCCUGACUUCAUCUACCUGCGCCAUGUCCCCCUUCGCCGGGUCCACCUCUUCACUUUCCUCCAAGUGGUGUGUCUGGCUCUCCUUUGGAUCUUGAAGUCUACAGUGGCUGCUAUCAUAUUCCCAGUCAUGAUCCUGGCGCUGGUGGCAGUCAGAAAGGCGAUGGACUACCUCUUCUCCCAGCACGACCUCAGUUUCCUCGACGACGUCAUUCCAGAAAAGGACAAGAAGAAGAAAGAGGACGAGAAGAAAAAGAAGAAAAAGAAAGGCAGCCUGGACAGUGACAAUGAAGAUGAGAAAAAUCACCAACAUUCCUUGAACGCCAUACAUCAUGCUGAUAAAAUUCCUUUCCUGCACUCCCACACAAUGCCAAGCCCUCCACGAACUCCAAUGAAAGUUGUGCCUCAAAUUAGAAUAGAGCUUGAUCCUGAAGACAGUUAUUUCUGGAGGAGCAAGGGAACAGAAACUACGUUGUAAUGUGUUCGUUAAUCUUCAGCUGAAACCGGCUUUUUACCUUUUCUUCCUCCUCCUCCUCCUCCUCCUUUUACUACUAGCCAAAUAUCCAAAAUGCUCUCUGCCUAGGUGAAACCAAGGCAGAUUCUUCUCUCGAAAGCAUUUAAGUGUUUCCCCCCCUCCUUACCUCUGUUUAUUUUCCCCCACUCGCUCCUUUCUUUAAUUCUGACCAAGACAGUUUUCUUUCUUGGUUUUGCCUUUUCAGUCACACACAAUACGUCGUACGCCCUCCUCUUGAGCUUUUCAGCAGAGGGGUGGAAGUAUUAAGGAUAUAUUGUCACAGCUUUGUGAAACGUCAGCAGAACUGACUGGGGUUUUUUUUUAGUUGUGAAUCAGUGUUUUUCUUCUGUUUUGGCCUCUGCCCCAUGUCUUUUUCCUCUUUAUCAGAACAAAACUGACCUCUGGUCUAGUUCACCACCCUUUUCCAUUAGUCCUCUGCUCCGGUAAAAUGCUGCUAACCGUAACAUGUUCUUAACAUCACCCGUGCUUCAAUAGUCUCAAGCAAAGGAAUCAAAAAUGGUACAUGCCUUUCCCCCAUCACUGUUGUGAGUGUGUGGACCCUACCCUGUGCAACUUCUAUUCAGUCCCAAUUUAAUGGAUUCUUAACCUGGAUUCGGCUGCGUUGACAAGUGUUAUUUUCUUUUCUUUCUUUUCCCCCCUUCAUUGUUUUUGUUUUAAAUUAUGGGGGCCUAACCUGCAACUUAUAUUUUUUUUGUCAAUUUUUUAACUGUUUUUUUUAAAAAGAAUUACUGUAAAAAAAAUAUGAAUUUUUUUCCUGCAGCAGGAAACAUAAUAGUUUUCAGUAGCUCUACCUCUUAUUUCUAGAUGUCGGACUUUCUCUUUAAAAAAAAAAAAGGAAAAGAAGAUUAAUAAUAAUAAUAAUUGUAUAGUAUGUUAUAUAAUGUGAUUUUUACAAAAAGAAGAAAAAGCAAAAAAAAAAAAAAAAAA